Messenger RNA from Staurois parvus, 292 nucleotides. The record is from the annotation of a GenBank genome assembly. NCBI's taxonomy places the organism in Eukaryota, Metazoa, Chordata, Amphibia, Anura, Ranidae.
UGCCACCUGUCAGUGUCCAUCAGUGCCAGCUUCAGUGCCACCUAUCAGUGCUGCCUAUCAGUGCCUAUCAGUGCUGCCUAUCAGAGCCAGCCAGUGUCGCCUAUCAGUGCGCAUCAAUGCCGCCUAUCAGUGCCCGUUAGUGCUGCCUAUCAGUGCCGCCUAACAGUGCCAGUCAGUGCCACCUAACAGUGCCAGUCAGUGCCAGUCAGUGCCGCCUAACAGUGCCACCUAUCAGUUCCGCCUAUCAGUGCCAUAUAUGAGUGCUGCCUUUCAGUGCCCAUCAGUGAUGCCU